Molecule: messenger RNA, 1895 nt
Organism: Serinus canaria (Common canary)
Lineage: Eukaryota; Metazoa; Chordata; Aves; Passeriformes; Fringillidae
Gene: ZFYVE19
Product: zinc finger FYVE-type containing 19
Exons: 11
Coding region: 172-1440 (422 amino acids)
Biological process (GO): mitotic cytokinesis checkpoint signaling; abscission
Cellular component (GO): cleavage furrow; midbody; centrosome
Molecular function (GO): phosphatidylinositol-3-phosphate binding; metal ion binding
Source: RefSeq, a predicted model, not a curated record
CCAUGCGUCGCCAGGUCUGUGUUGAGGGGACGGGAGGGUGGUGUCCGCGGCUCCCGGCUUGUGACAGCCCCGCUCGCCGCCGAUCCUUGGCCGCAGCACCGGGCAGACCAUGGAGCUUGGGAUAGCGGGGGUGCAGCGCCGUGCCUGAGGGCGAGCUGGGGCGGUAGCGCCAUGGAUAGCCGGUGCUAUGGGUGCGCGUCCAAGUUCUCCGUCUUCAAGAAAGAGUGUGGCUGCAAGAACUGCGGACGGUCCUUCUGCUCGGGCUGCCGAAGCUUCAGCGCUGUGGUUCCCCGCUGUGGAAACACUCAGCAGAAGGUGUGCAAGCAGUGCCACGGAAAACUAACUGGAGAAGGAUCUCAAAGCAGUUCAGCAAAAUGGUCACCACCAGAAAACUACAAAAAGCGUGUAGCAGCUUUUGAGGCUAAACAAAACCAGCUGAAAGACCAACAGAAGGCAGCUGCAAAACGCCCAGGUCGAGCAGGCUGCAGAUACCAGGGGCUGUCAAAAGAGGAUAGAGCUAUUGCAGAGAGACUGGAGAGGCUCAGGGAAGAAAGGAAACCAAAGUCCAUCCCUACUCAGGCUGAGAUCGAAGCUAGGCUGGCAGCCCUGAAGGAGGAUGGCCGAGGACCUGUUCCAUCCACACAGGAAAUGGAGGACCGGUUGGCUAUCCUGCAGGGUAGAGAUCCUCCUUCCCAAGCUCCCAGACCUGUGCACCAAGCCCCGGAUACCCGAAGUCUGGUCCAGCAGACAGAUGACCUGUUAACCCAACUGUCUGAGGAGGUUGCCAUUGAUGAGCAUUACAGACCAAGAGUUCAGCCUCAAGCUGCUAGUAGCCAGAGUUUGAAUGAUCUCAAUCGAGCAAGUGAAGAUUGUGUUUGCCCUGCAAAUCUGGACCCAAAACAGCUAGAGGAAGAGAAGAAUAAACUGCUGGCAGAAGCUGCUGCUGAGCUGCGGGAAGAGAACACUAGGCAGGAAAAGGUCCUACAAGUUGCCAAGAGACUGGCAGCACUCAAAGGCGAGGACCCAGAGAAAGUUACACUGGAAACCUAUAAGCUCCCUGACAGUGAUGAGGAAGUGGCUGAGGAGGAAGCCAUUCGCCGAGUGCUGAAACAGCUCACAGAGGAAGCAGCCCUGGAUGAAGCAAGUGGAUUCAACAUUCCCCCAGAUCAGACCACCCAACCAGGACCCUCACAACAGAACCCGUGUAAGCAAGCAAAGCAAAAGAGCCACACUCCAGCCACCACAGCUCCUGCAAGGGCAGAUGAUAGUGAUGAGGAUGAGUUACCCUGGUGCUGCAUCUGCAACGAAGACGCCACUUUGCGCUGCCAUGGCUGUGAUGGGGACCUCUACUGUCAGCGCUGUUUUUGGGAAGGCCAUGAGGAGUUUGACCUGAAGGAUCACCACACCUCACGCUAUCAUCUUCCUUGCAAACAGAAGUGACCACACUUAUGGGCAGAAGAGGAGCUGGAGAAUGGGAAAACAGAGGAGCCAGCCAGCUGGGAAGAAUCUAAGUGGAUUUGCAGCCAAAACGGGUGAUGUUUUGGACAGUUAAAGGAUGUGCUGUAAUUUGAGAGAGGCUUGGAGGGCAUGUGACUGGUCUUCACAAAUACACCUGAGAAGUGCAGGGUUUGCUGUGCAUGCUUGGGGAUAAAUGAGGACUUGAUAUGAGGGGGUGGAUACAAAUCCAUAAAUACAGAUGGUAAAACAAUGUGGGUAGCAGGAAAGAUGUGUGUUUAAAGCAGUACUGACUGGCUGAUAAAUAACUUCCUGCUUUUACUAACAGCUUAUACACUGGUUCAACAGGCAGCAAAACACUUUGUGCUGAGAAAAAUGUCUGCAUUGUGAUCACGUGUGUGAUGGGAACUUGCAAUGAAUAAUAAAAAUAAUUUACAGAG